AUGACUUCCAUCCGGCUGAGGAAAUUUGUUGACCAGCGCCCAAUGACCUUACCAAGUUUAUUUAUUCCUCAUCAAGGAAAGGACAUCAAAGGCUACCUCCCUGGACAGCUGGCAAGAUUUCAUCUUGAUUAUAGCAGACAGGAAUCUCCCAGAUAUCACGGAAACUUGUCAAUUCCAGCCCCAAGAACUACUCAGUAUCAACCUGAAUUUGACCAACAAACUCUCAUUCGAUAUAUUAUCUUCCAAAGACAUUCGAAGCCUGUCGAACCAUGGUAUAGAGAAACGUCUUACCAAAGAGACUAUUCCCUGCCAUUUUAUUCAUUUGGAGGUUACAUGGGAAAUGAAAAAACAUAUAAGGACUUUACAAGAAAGAUAUUACAACUAAUUCCACAGUCUCUCACUCUGUCUGCAAGAUUGUUGGUACUUCUGACAGUACAACUAGAUUUAAGCAGUAGAGAUAUCACGUUGGGAUCUACAGACAAUAGAAAAUAUGAUCAUGAAAGUGCAGACUAUGAAGCAUCAGCUGAGAAAUAUAGCUGGGUAAUCCCUUAG
Molecule: messenger RNA, 552 nt
Organism: Sorex araneus (European shrew)
Lineage: Eukaryota; Metazoa; Chordata; Mammalia; Eulipotyphla; Soricidae
Gene: SPMIP3
Product: chromosome 9 C1orf100 homolog
Exons: 4
Coding region: 1-552 (183 amino acids)
Source: RefSeq, a predicted model, not a curated record